AUGUUGCAUCAUCCAGUACCACCCAAGGUUGCACGCAAGAUUAUCACAAGUCCUACUGCUUCUGGUGACAGUGGGGAGUCCAAUGGUGAUGUAGAAAUUGGUGGCACUGAUCUUGAUCCUGGCACUCAAGGUGGUGACACCAAAGCUGAAGAUGAUGCGGAGCAUGCAUAUGCAUCAACUGAAGCUAUGGGAGAUGCAGAUUGCAAGGGUCAAACUUGUCAUCCCAAGGUUGAACAAACUGUGGAUGUUCACACUAUCUUCAUCAAGAAGGAUGACUACAUAGACCUGCACACUGGGCUGGUUGAGUCAGAACAUGUGUGCACAGUCUGCCAAAAGAAUGGUGUUGCUGCUAGACAUUGCUUCUUCAAGGGCAAAUGUAGGCAUCCCAACCACAUUAAGGUUUAUCAAGAAAACUGCAAGAAAUUAGAUAUUCCCUUCAAUGAAAGGGUGUGUCCAAAGUCUGAUGGGUCUGGAACCCUUGAUAGUCAACAAAGUCUCGACAGCAUUGUAGUUCAUCAGCCACAAGCACCCAUAUUCACCACCAGUGGCCUCCUCGAUUAUGUUGUGGAGUUGAUUGUGUGCGAGGACAAGGUAGGCAAUGUCUAA
This is a messenger RNA of Suillus paluster, 606 nucleotides long. RefSeq lists its product as uncharacterized. Lineage: Eukaryota; Fungi; Basidiomycota; Agaricomycetes; Boletales; Suillaceae. The record is from RefSeq and is a predicted model, not a curated record. The coding region runs from base 1 to 606 and encodes 201 amino acids. The transcript has 7 exons.